Colius striatus (speckled mousebird) is the source of this 2554-nucleotide messenger RNA. It is a transcript of the gene PRORP, whose product is annotated as protein only RNase P catalytic subunit. The coding region runs from base 511 to 2271 and encodes 586 amino acids. Gene Ontology annotation, molecular function: ribonuclease P activity; protein binding. The transcript has 8 exons. Lineage: Eukaryota; Metazoa; Chordata; Aves; Coliiformes; Coliidae. Gene Ontology annotation, biological process: mitochondrial tRNA 5'-end processing; tRNA 5'-leader removal. Gene Ontology annotation, cellular component: mitochondrial ribonuclease P complex; mitochondrion. The record is from RefSeq and is a predicted model, not a curated record.
GCUUCCGGGCGGACGGGAGGCGAGCGCCAGCAGCCGCGGGGUCGCCACUGCGGUAAGCGUCUCCGUGCCGGCGGCUCGCAGCGCCGGGACUGCGCUUCGUUACCCUCUGGCGCGGAAAUCUUCUGUCUCGGCUUGGAUGAAGUCAGGAAGAAAAAACCCUGCCCUGUUUGCCUGGCUGCAUCAGAGUUACCCGUCUGUGUGCAGCACACUCAGUACUUUCCAGUAACAGCAAACAGAAAUUAUAUGCUGUAAACCAGCAGGACUUCUUUUCUCUGAAGAGAGGUGUCCUCAUUUUGGAUGAAUAGUCUCACAGUCUAAGAGAUUGAUUUAUAUGAAAAAAUAUUUUACCACUUUGUGUUUUGAUAAGAGGCAGAAAGUGCUCAUAGAACAAGCAUUUUGAAACUAAAGCUUAGACAGCUUACAGCCCUUGGGCUUUUAUAAUAAACAUCCCCAUGCAAACUGUAUUUUGCAUUUAAUAACUUUGUCAGAUACAGUGAGCUAAUACUUGUGAUGGCGCUCUUUUCUCCGAUUAGUCAACAAGUUUUUCACGCUUUGCUGUGGAAAUAUCGUAUAUUUCGUCCUGUUUCAAGAUGGCAACAACUGUUAACUGUCACUUUUAGCAUCCCCCAUAGGGAAAAGGUUAGCUAUUUCACUUUUAUGACAUAUUCCAGCACUGCAUUACCAGUGGAUCACAAAGGACCUGAUGUCCUUCCUACCAAGAAGAGGUCUGAAAUUGAUUAUGAAGAAGUAUGGGAUGAAGAGAUUAAAGAAGUAUCUGAAGGGAAAUUCCGCUUUUCUUCCUCUGUUGGAGCUUCAAAGAAGCAGUUAAUAAGUCAAGUACCGUUAAGGCACAAGUUUACCAAUAUACAGCCUCCAGAAAAGCCUUUGCGGGCUGAAGAAUGGAACAGACUGAAGGAAGGCUUUCGAACACCUGAAGUAUUUGAAGAAGCAAUGUUUAACAGUAUGAUCAGGUGCAACAGCCCCAUUGAUGUAGCUAAGUCCUUGCUGACGCAUGUGGCAAAGAGUAAUGGUGACGUUGCAUAUACUUUGUUGGUCAAAUAUCUGGCAUUGUGUGUGCAGCAGGGGCAGACUUCAGAAAUUCUUGAUGUGUAUGAUAUAAUGAAAGUAAGAUUUAGGAUUUUAGAAAGUGGGGCUUACAACCUUCUUAUCAAGGGGCUGAGUAAUUCAGAUCGAUGGAGAACGGCCUUGACUCUUUUGGAAGAAAUAAAAGAGAUUAUGGUUCCUUCACGGACAAACUAUGAAUCCUGUAUCAAAGCACUCAGCCGUCACCAAGAGAUGGACCACGCAUUUAAACUUUACCAUGAAAUGUUGGCUAGGGAUUUAGUCCCAACCUUGGAUGUCCUGCAGGUCUUUUUUGACUUCAACAGGGGUAUGAAAGAUGCUGAGUUACAAAAAGAGCUGUUUGAUAUCCUCUUAUAUUUGAGAGACAACCAAAUAUACCCUCACAAAACAUUUAUGCAGAGUAUAAAGCUGUGGUUUGAAAGUAUUCCAGGAGGGAACUGGACAGGACACUUGACCAACAUUAAAGACAGUGGACAGUGCCCAGUUUGCAACCAUCAGUUGGAGGAUAGUGACCUCACUGAAGAGGAAUAUAACAAUCUCAGUGAAAAAAUUAUAAGGGACGUGAUACAUGGAACCGACACUUUUAGAAAGACAAGUCCACAGGAAUUUGAAGCCUUUCAAGCAUUUGUGGAAAGUCGACCUCCAUUUGAUAUUGUUAUUGAUGGACUCAAUGUUUCCCAUAUGAAACCCAGAAGGAUGCACUGCGAAAAUCUACUUAAUGCUAUCAACUGCUUGGCAAAAGAGAAUCUCCGCUUGCUUGUGCUGGGCCGCAAGCACAUGCUGGUUAACUCUUCAAAUUGGAAAAGAGAAAUUAUGAAGGAGAUGCAGAGUAAGGCAGACUUCUUCUUUGCUGAAAAUAUCUCUGAAGACGAUCCCUUCUUGUUAUACGCCACUCUUCGAUCAGGCAAGCAUUGCAAGUUUGUUACUAGAGACUUCCUGCGGGAUCACAAGGCUUGUCUUUCCGAUAGUCUGACACGGCACCUGUUCCGCAAGUGGCAACGUGGACACCAAAUAGUGUUCUCCCAUUCUGUAGAAGGAAAUCAUAUCAAUUUUUUGCCUGCUCUCCGUUAUGACUGUGUGGUGCAGACUACAGGUGAUACGUGGCAUAUCCCAUAUAAAGACACUUUUGAGGAAAAAUAUUCAUUUCAAGUACCAAGAAAAUGGCUCUGCAUUCAACAGAAAAAAUGAAGAAUGGAAUUGCACAAGCUGAAGCUAUUUUGUUUGGGUUUUUCUAACCCCCGUUGCUGACUAGGAGAGCUCAGCAGUACAAUUAUGGGAUUAAUGUUUGAGGCCUAUAACGAAAGAAAAUUUAGUAGCUGCAUUUUGUCAGAAUCAUUGCUGCAAGUAAAUCUGUUCACAUUGAUGGUGGUCUGGCAUGGAUGAACUAGGUCAAUUUUUUUCCAUCUUUACAGGUGAUUUCUGUAGCCUCUCAAUGUGAUUGGAAUUAAAACUUGUUUUUUUCCUCUUGGAA